Drosophila rhopaloa is the source of this 2365-nucleotide messenger RNA. RefSeq names its product carbohydrate sulfotransferase 11. The transcript is spliced from 7 exons. NCBI's taxonomy places the organism in Eukaryota, Metazoa, Arthropoda, Insecta, Diptera, Drosophilidae. Gene Ontology annotation, biological process: carbohydrate biosynthetic process. Gene Ontology annotation, cellular component: membrane. Gene Ontology annotation, molecular function: sulfotransferase activity. The record is from RefSeq and is a predicted model, not a curated record. Bases 1131 to 2222 code for a protein of 363 amino acids.
UAAGAAAACAAUUAAAAAACUCUAAAGUACGUUUUUUAGAAAGCUUGUUAAUUUACUUCAUAAUGGAUCUGACCUUAAGUCAGAGGAAAUGCAAAAAAAAUAAAUAAACAAAGCAAAGUCAAAAGCAUGCAAAAAGUGAAAAUGAUGAGGCACGACUUUAUAAACAUAAACAGACAAAAAGAAGAGCAAGAAAAUGUAUAGGGGGUGUUUUUGGCUUAAAAGGCCUACAGAAUGGAGUUUGAAGUGAGCAAAAAAUCAAUAAUAAAAUAAAUAACAAGAAAAAAGUCAACAGCUUGCUAUAAAUCUAGAUAGAACUUUAAGAAUAAAGGUCUUUUAAACAAACACAUUUUUAUUAGAACUAAAAUAUUAAAGAGAAAUUGUUUUGUAGCAUAAAUUAUACAAUUUAAAAUGAGCAGAAAGCUCAUAACAAAUAAUGAAAUAAAUAUAAAAGACAAAAGAGAAAUUAACAAUGAAGUGCAAAGAGUUAACGGGCAGACAAAAUGAAGAGCUAAGUAAUUUAUGUAGGGGUGUUUUUCCCACGAACUCCACCAUACCUCAAGCUGCACUGCCAAGAAUGGAGUUUGAAGUGAGCAGAAAAUCAAUAAACGACGUCCUUUUGUUUCGCUUCCUGACUUGCAGCCAAAAAAUGUAGAAGCUCCAAAAGCACACCCCCAACAAACAAAAAGCAGAACAGAAGCGGAAGCGAAUCAAUUGUUUGCCCCGAAAUACUGGGCCGACUGCAGUGACACAAUUUUGGUCGAAAGCUACUCGACCAUAAACUAAAAACUGUCAUCCGCCCAGCUUACUCAAUAUAUUUUCGUUUUCCGCUCUUGUUUUUAUUUAUUUGGUUUUCGGUUCUGCUUUUUUUUUUUGGGUAAGAACAUUUAGCACAGCAAACUAAAUUUAGCCAGCACGACGUCGACAACGAUGAGAACUUACAAAAUCUGUCGCCAACUGCAGGCAAACUUUGCGACCGCGUAGCAGCAGGAAAUGUCCCACGACUAUCAAUAGCAAACACGCGCGUCGUCUAUCCAAAAUCAAUCCAAAACCGAAUCAAACCAAUACAAACCGGAAGCGAGGACCGAAGAGAGAAUACCCAUCAGUUCCUAUGCAGCUAGAGCCGAGUUUAAAUGAAAUUGAGCAAGAGCCUGGCAAACUGUCGCGCCAUCCGGCGCUAUUUGCUCAUCUUCACGGCCGUGUCCCUGCUGCUCCUGCCCCUUUCCCUGGUCUAUCUGGUGUGGAACGAGCAGCUGCAGAAGAUCCGAGGAUUCGAGGACAGCAACCAGACACUCCUGCCCCUCAUCCCCGAGUAUGCCGUGCAGACGCUCACGCCGCAGGAAAUGCUCCAGGUGGAGCAGCGGAUGGACCAACGCAGGGAGCGGCUGAAGGACAAGUGCUCCUCCUACGGCCUCGAUGUCCUAGGUCACGACUCGUGGCACACCCCAAACACGUGGGAAUUUUUGGUCAACAAGAAAUAUCACAUUAUCUGGUGCAAUGUCUUUAAGGCAGCCUCCUCGUCCUGGAUGUUCAAUUUCAAUGUCCUGGCCGGCUAUUCACCCAGUUAUUUGCGCAAAACCAAAAAGAUUCUCCUCAAUUUGGCCAGGGAGCGCUAUCCACGGGUGACCCUCGAUGAGCUGCGUGAGGCGCAGAACUACUCGCUGACCUUUAUCAUCGCACGCGAUCCCUUUGAGCGACUAUUGAGUGCCUAUCGGGACAAGAUGGUAUUCGCUCUACCCUACUCCUUCCACGAUAAGUUGGGACGCAGCAUUGUGCGCAAUUAUCGCAAGAAGCCCUCGCUGGCUGCUCGUGCGGCCAACACAAAGUUCCCGUCGUUCCCGGAGUUUGUGCACUGGCUGCUCGACCAGGUGAAGCGCGGCAGCUUCAUCGACAUGCACUUCGUGGCAGCCACCUCCUUCUGCACACCCUGCCUCAUCCGGUUCGACAUGAUACUGAAGUUCGAGUCGCUGGCGGAGGAUCAAUUAUAUCUAAUCGAAAAGACUGGCCUGAAGCGGGUGAUAGCGCCCGUGUGGCGAAAUAUGGGCAAGGGCCGCAAGACGCACGAACUCCAGCAGCAAUUCUACGCGCAACUGACGCGCCAGGAAAUGCUAGAGCUCUACGAGUAUUACAAAUACGACUUUGAGCUGUUUGACUACGACAUCCAGGAGUAUCUGCAGGUGGCCCGGCCGGAUGAGGCGGGAAGUCCCGCGGGCACAAAGAAUUAACCCAGCUCUGAAAUCUUAGACUUUGCUAGAAACCAAUGAAUCAAGUUCAACGAACUCACAUAUUAGCCGUCACAGUACGUAAUUGCAAAUGUUGAUAAUACUGAAGGAAAACAAUAAUAAACUUAACUAUAUUUAAAAGCGAA